GGGACUUCCGGCGGCCCUCGCGAGCGUCUUCCGGCCCCGCGCGAGGGAGGUCCGGCCGGCCUCCGGGACAUGAAGCCCCCUGGAACCUGAGGCUGGACCCUGCUGUGACCUGCCCACCAUGAGGGCGCUCCUCAGUGCGCUCUGGCUUGCUCUGGCCUGCAGCUCUGUUCACACUACCCUGUCAAAGUCAGAUGCCAAAAAGGCUGCUUCCAAGACGCUGCUGGAGAAGACUCAGUUUUCAGAUAAGCCUGUCCAAGAUCGGGGCCUGGUGGUGACGGACCUCAGAGCCGAGGAUGUGGUUCUCGAGCAUCGCAGCUACUGCUCAGCGAAGGCCCGGGAGAGGCACUUUACUGGGGACGUCCUGGGCUACGUCACUCCAUGGAACAGCCACGGCUACGACAUCGCCAAGGUCUUCGGGGGCAAGUUUACGCAGAUCUCACCCGUGUGGUUGCAGCUGAAGAGGCGUGGCCGUGAGAUGUUCGAGGUCACAGGCCUCCAUGACGUGGACCAAGGGUGGAUGCGGGCAGUCCGGAAGCAGUCCAAGGGCCUCCGCAUAGUGCCUCGGCUCCUAUUUGAGGACUGGACUCAUGAGGACUUCCGGAACGUCUUGGACAGUGAGGACGAGAUAGAAGAACUCAGCAAGACCAUGGUUCAGAUUGCCAGGAGCCAGCAUUUUGACGGCUUUGUGGUGGAGGUCUGGAGCCAGCUGCUGAGCCAGAAACACGUGGGCCUCAUCCACAUGCUCACCCACGUGGCGGAGGCGCUGCACCAGGCCCGGCUGCUCGCCAUCCUGGUCAUCCCGCCGGCCGUCACCCCUGGGACAGACCAGCUGGGCAUGUUCACACACAAGGAGUUUGAGCAACUGGCCCCCGUGCUGGACGGCUUCAGCCUCAUGACCUACGACUACCCAACAGCACAGCAGCCUGGCCCCAAUGCGCCGCUGUCCUGGGUGCGAGCCUGCGUCCAGGUCCUGGACCCCAAGUCCAAGUGGCGGAGCAAGAUCCUCCUGGGGCUGAACUUCUACGGCAUGGACUACGCAGCCUCCAGGGACGCCCGCGAGCCUGUCAUUGGGGCCAGGUACAUCCAGACACUGAAGGACCACAGGCCCCGGAUGGUGUGGGACAGCCAGGCCGCCGAGCAUUUCUUCGAGUACAAGAAUCUUUGCAGGUGCGGCUGGCGCUGGCCAGGGAGCUGGGCGUCGGGGUGUCCAUCUGGGAGUUGGGCCAGGGCCUGGACUACUUCUACGACCUGCUCUAGGCCCAGCCCUGGAGCAGAUAUGUGCUUUCUGAGUGACGGAGUGACUGACAUGCAAAAUACAGACUUCUCUGUUUUCCAUACUGUGUCUGCUGGCCUCUCGGGCCGGGGCAGAGGGGUCCUGGAUCCUGGCCCCCUCGUCAGUGACGGGGGAGGGACAGUCCUGGCCGGGGGUGCCCCAAGAACACAGGACCUUCUUCCCCAGCCCUUGCUGGCUGCCUGCCAUCUGCUGGGUGGAGGCAGGACCCACAGUCCCCACCCCACAGGGCGGCCUGGCGGGGCCUUUCCCAUGGCACCCAGAGUCCAGGCUGCUCCACGUGGCCUGUGGUUCACUGUGAGUUUGGAAUCUCCCACACCUGGACUCCAAGACCCUGGCAGGGGCAGCUCCACCCAGCAUCACCCCAGGACCAUGUGAAGGGGCCCUGGCCUC
This is a messenger RNA of Diceros bicornis minor, 1684 nucleotides long. RefSeq names its product chitinase domain containing 1 (gene CHID1). The record is from RefSeq and is a predicted model, not a curated record. The transcript is spliced from 12 exons. The coding region runs from base 119 to 1669 and encodes 516 amino acids. Gene Ontology annotation, molecular function: oligosaccharide binding; chitin binding. Lineage: Eukaryota; Metazoa; Chordata; Mammalia; Perissodactyla; Rhinocerotidae. Gene Ontology annotation, biological process: carbohydrate metabolic process. Gene Ontology annotation, cellular component: extracellular region.